CGCUCUUACAGGAAAUUGUUUACCCCUCUCGACACGUUUUCGAGUACCACCCGCGGUAUCGUAAAUCCAACGCUAUCAGGAUAAGUAUAUAAAACGUGAAAAUAAUAAUUAAGCCACUGCUUUCCGAUUAUUCCGGAAGACUCAGUGCCGUUGCUCGACCCCGGAAAUUCAUUUCCGAAAUCCGGCCGCACGGAUUUCGAACGAAGAAAUGACUUCAAGUAAGGCGUUGCUGAUAUCUACAUGUCGGUCCAGGAAUAAACAAUCGUGGCUAUUCAUUUUGAGUGUCCUUAUUAUUUGCAUUUACAAGGUGCAUGCGGAUGUUGAACUGGGCGAGACUCCUAAUCGCGACGUCAUACAAGUGCACGUGUUAUUUCGACAUGGUGACCGAACGCCUUUACUUCCCCUCUUCGGAAAACAAGGCGGAGAGCUCGAGGACAAUUCUGGCAUCUUGACGAAGAAGGGCAUGUUGCAAUUAUUCGCCAGAGGCUUGUGGAUUCGCCAGCAUUAUGGGCAUUUACUUAGAUCGACUUAUAAACCUUCGGAAAUAUCGAUCGUCAGCACGUCGGUAGAUCGCACCAUAAUGUCUGUACAAUGUCUAUUGGCAAGUUUGUACUACCCGAAUCCUUUGGAUGCCUUCGUUCCAGGAUUAAUUUGGCGACCAGUGCCGGUACAUACGAAUUUGGGCAAGUUGGAGAAGGCGACGAAAAGCAUUCCCCUGGAGUAUUUAACACAUCCUCAGCAUUAUUUAAAGCAAUCAGCUCAAGCACUGCUCCACCCAGAGCUGGCGAAGCAAAUUGCUUACGGAGAAUUCACGGGGCCACUGUUGAACGAGAUUCUCUAUAAAUUGAAAAGUGCAAAUCAAGGCUCGGCAAAAAGUGUGCACUUGUACUCCGCCCAUGACAUUACAGUAAGCAACGUAUUGAAUACUCUGGGGAUCAACGAGACCUUCACCGAAGUCAAUUUCGCAGGCACUUUAAUUAUCGAACUGAGAAAAGUCGUCGUUAAUGGCAAGGAACGUCAGGAAGUGAAGGUGAAGUUCCUGAAUGAUCCUAACGGAGUAAUUCCGAGUGUCCUGGAGAUGCCAGGAUGCAAGCAGCCAUGUUCGCUCCUGAAUCUUGAAAAAUUCUUGAGGAAAGUUAUUAAAGAAGAUCCGAUCCAGCCACCCGAGUCCAUAUUAAAAUUAUAAAAAGCAAUCAGAGGAGAAUACUCCGAGGAAAUAUAAAGCCCGCGUAAUUGGCUGCAGUGCAUUAUUGUAAUGAUUGGACUCGGCUAAUAAAAACUGGAGAAACCUUAACAUUUUGUUAAACUCGU
Molecule: messenger RNA, 1311 nt
Organism: Orussus abietinus
Lineage: Eukaryota; Metazoa; Arthropoda; Insecta; Hymenoptera; Orussidae
Gene: Past1
Product: putative acid phosphatase 5
Exons: 7
Coding region: 209-1186 (325 amino acids)
Biological process (GO): dephosphorylation
Molecular function (GO): phosphatase activity
Source: RefSeq, a predicted model, not a curated record